Manihot esculenta (cassava) is the source of this 1679-nucleotide messenger RNA. RefSeq names its product beta-glucosidase 18. The transcript has 12 exons. Gene Ontology annotation, biological process: carbohydrate metabolic process. Gene Ontology annotation, molecular function: beta-glucosidase activity. Bases 53 to 1576 code for a protein of 507 amino acids. NCBI's taxonomy places the organism in Eukaryota, Viridiplantae, Streptophyta, Magnoliopsida, Malpighiales, Euphorbiaceae. The record is from RefSeq and is a predicted model, not a curated record.
AGUCAUUAGUUGUGAAGCAGAAGAAGGGGAACAAAAAGUUUAGCAGUGAAGGAUGAAGAAAUCCUGUUUUGCUUUAGUUCCAUUCCUAUCAGCAAUAUUGCUGCUAAUCAUAGAUCGGUGCUCAUGUUUGGACCGUAGCCAUUUCCCUCCUUCUUUUCUCUUUGGAACUGCAACUUCUUCUUAUCAGAUUGAAGGAGCAUACUUGGAAGACAAGAAAGGGCUCAGCAAUUGGGAUGUAUUCACCCACUUAUACUCUGGAAAAAUUGCAGAUGGAAGCAAUGGGGAUGUAGCUGAUGAUCACUAUCAUCUGUUUUUGGAUGAUAUAGAGUUAAUGCAUUCCCUUGGAGUAAAUUCGUACAGAUUCUCCAUUUCAUGGGCCAGAAUCCUUCCACAGGGUAGAUUUGGAGAAGUCAAUCAAGAGGGAAUUGCAUUUUAUAAUAAGCUUAUUGAUGCUCUUUUAAUCAAAGGAAUAGAACCAGUUGUUACAUUACAACAUUUCGAUGUUCCUCAAGAAUUAGAAGAUCGUUAUGGCGCUUGGCUGAAUUCUCAAAUACAGGAUGAUUUCGGCUAUUUCGCAGAUAUUUGCUUUGAGGCUUUUGGGGACAGAGUGAAAUAUUGGAUUACACUGAAUGAAGCUAACAUGGUGGCGCAGUAUUGCUAUUACAGUGGAAUAUGGCCACCAAAUCGAUGCUCUUACCCUGCAGGCAAAUGUAAAGCUGGGAACUCUGACCUGGAACCCUAUAUUGCUGCUCAUAAUAUGAUAUUGGCACAUGCCAUAGCAACUGAUAUUUACAGGAAAAAGUAUCAGGAAAAACAAGGAGGAAAAAUUGGCAUUGUAUUGCAUAUCUAUUGGUAUGAGCCAUUGAGAGACAUUCCAGCAGAUAGAGUGGCUGCUCAACGAGCUCUAGCUUUCAUUGCCGCAUGGUUUAUGGAUCCUAUCAUGUUUGGAGAGUACCCACCAGAGAUGCAACAGAUUGUGGGUCUAAGAUUACCAGCAUUUUCAGCAGAGGACAAGAGGAAACUGGCCAAUAAAUUAGAUUUCAUCGGAAUCAACCACUAUAGCACCCUCUAUGCAAAGGAUUGUCUAUUGACACCAUGCAAUUAUCACGAUGAUUUACUUAAAGAUACAUUUAUUUAUGGGACUGGAGAGAAAGAUGGAAUUCUUAUAGGAGACCCAACAGCAAUGCCUACUUUCUAUGUUGUUCCAAAUAGCAUGGAGAAGACAAUCAUGUACUUCAAAGAUAGAUACAAUAACACGCCCAUGUACAUCACAGAAAACGGAUAUGCACAGCCCAGCAGCAAAAAAAUUGAAGAUAUGCUCAACGACACGAGCAGAGUAGAAUACAUGGAAGGUUACCUGACUUCUCUAAUUUCGGCUAUCAGGAACGGAGCAGACGUGAGGGGCUACUUCCAUUGGUCUCUGAUAGAUAAUUUCGAGUGGACUUAUGGUUAUACAAUAAGCUUCGGAUUGUAUCAUGUGGACCGCACGACAAUGCAAAGAACACCAAAAAGAUCAGCAAAAUGGUUCCAGCAGUUCCUGAAAAAUAAAUCUGGUGUCCUCCAUGCCCAAGAAUAGCAACAGAUCAAUGAUAUUGUGUAAUCUUAGAUUGUUUAAAAGAUAGAGAGUGUGCAUAUAUAUAUAUAUAUAUAUAUUCAUAUUUAUUAAUUCAUUUAAUUCA